Rhopilema esculentum is the source of this 2220-nucleotide messenger RNA. Its product is annotated as polyglutamylase complex subunit TTLL1. Lineage: Eukaryota; Metazoa; Cnidaria; Scyphozoa; Rhizostomeae; Rhizostomatidae. The record is from RefSeq and is a predicted model, not a curated record. Gene Ontology annotation, cellular component: ciliary basal body. Gene Ontology annotation, molecular function: tubulin-glutamic acid ligase activity; tubulin binding; metal ion binding. Gene Ontology annotation, biological process: microtubule cytoskeleton organization; protein polyglutamylation.
GCUUUGAAAGUUAUGCAAAUCAGAUUUCGAAAUAUUGCGAAUCGUUGAAGAAUAUGGCAUCCCGCAUUCGAUACUGCACUGACUUUGAGAAGUCUGUGCUUGUGAACAAUUUCGAAAAGCGGGGAUGGAUUCCAUGCUCACCAGACGAAGACUGGAAUUUUUACUGGGCAAGUGUGCAAACAGUGCGGCAGCUGUUCAAUGUUGAAAGUGGAUACAGAAUGACAGAUGAUCAGAUAACAAACCACUUCCCAAAUCAUUAUGAGCUGACUAGAAAAGAUCUUAUGCUGAAGAAUGUAAAAAGAUACAGAAAAGAGCUUGAGAAAGAGGGCAGUCCAUUUGCAGAAAAGGAUGAAAAUGGAAAAUAUGUCUACUUAGAUUUUGUACCAACCACAUUUCUACUACCUGGUGAUUAUAAUUUGUUUGUUGAAGAAUUUCGUAAGAAUCCUUCAUCAACAUGGAUCAUGAAGCCUGCAGGAAAAUCUCAAGGUGUUGGGAUUUUUCUAAUUAAUCGUCUUUCACAAAUAAAGAAAUGGUCAAGAGACGGUAAAGGAGGAACGUUUCUGCAUACAGCGUCACGUGACACAUAUGUCAUCUCAAGAUACAUUGACAAUCCUUUGCUCAUUGGUGGGAAGAAGUUUGAUCUUAGGCUCUACGUCUUGGUCACCUCAUACCGGCCUUUGAAGUGUUAUCUGUAUAAACUUGGAUUUUGUCGAUUUUGCACUGUAAAGUACAAUGCAGAUGUCAACGAAUUGGACAACAUGUUUGUGCACUUAACAAAUGUUUCAAUUCAGAAACACGGUGAUGAGUAUAACUCAAGUCAUGGCGGUAAGUGGACGGUGCAUAACUUGCGAGUCUAUCUUGAAGGAACCAGGGGCAAGGAGGUUACCGAAAAACUGUUUGAUGAAAUGGACUGGCUAAUCGUGAAUUCACUGAAAGCUGUCCAGAAUGUUAUGACAAGCGAUCGUCAUUGCUUUGAAAACUAUGGGUAUGAUAUCAUAAUUGAUGAUAAUCUGAAGCCUUGGCUGAUCGAGGUUAAUGCAUCACCUUCUUUGUCUUCUACAACUGCGGCUGAUAGAAUCAUGAAAUUUUCUCUAAUGAAUGACAUCAUCAAUAUAGUGAUGCCAAAUGGAGAGGUUCCAGACGUGAGAAGAGAGAAGAUACCAAGUAAAGAAGCUCUCGGAAAUUUCGAAGUUCUAUAUGAUGAAGAGCUUGCAACUGCGGAUAGUAACGAUAAAGAUGCUGGAAGAUCAAAGGCAAAUCAGUCGCGAAGUAACAAGGAAAGAGUGAAGGCGACUUGGAAGUGAAGGACAAUUUCAAUGAGUUUAAAUUCCUCCACUCUAACAAAACCCAGCAUGAAGUUGAUGUCGAGUUAGUUGAAUGAAGCUGAUUCUUGUGAACAGUGUGAAUAGAAAUCAGCAAAUACAAAGUUAGCUGAAAUUUGAAGGCUUGCAUCAAUAGUUGCAUGUGCUACUUUGAACAGUGAACUGUAAGCUGUUCUGUAUCAUUUAUAUGCGAUAUGCUGCAGUUGAAUAGCAAAAAUUUGUUCCCCGCCAUUACCAAGAGGUAUAUGUCUAAAUUUGAACAUUUCAAACUGAAAAAGUAACGUCACAUAAUGAUUUCAGAGUAACAGACAGCUCUGAAAGUAAGAUAUAUAGAAACUGAUAGAAGAUUUAAUUUUUUCCAAAUUCCAUUGUAAAAAUGUAGAAUGUUUUAUUAGCGUUGAAUGUUUCAGAAUUUAAUGCUACAAAAGUAAAUUAUUCAGUAUUUGAUAUUUUCAUGUAUUUUUCUGGAAAAUAUCUACAAUGUGAUACACUGUUCGAACAAAGCUGUAUGUAGCAUGCGAUAUGUUUAUAUCAAAUGUAAUAGUUCACUUACUGUUAUCAUAAUGUAUUCAUUUAGGCCUAAAACUGAGGGCUCUUGCGUUGAUAAAAUAUGGCUCAUGGUUUAAAGUAAACCCUUCAUAUCUUUUCACACCUAGAAAGUCAAGAUUUGUUUUUUAAAAAUUGUUUCUGCAUAACAGGAUUAUAAAGUUUGGAAAAGCAUACAAGUUGAGAGUUUCCCUAGAGCUAGGGUAGAGUGACUUGUCGAGAAAACCAGAAAAAAUUUCUUUCGUAGUGGUCAACAUCUGAUAUUCAUUUUUAAUGUAGAAUUUGACUUUAAAAAAAGAAAUUGAAAAUUCUAAUGUCCAGUAUGCAAAGUCUUUAGUGAUGGAAAAAGGUA